Messenger RNA from Triticum dicoccoides, 1655 nucleotides. RefSeq lists its product as uncharacterized. The transcript is spliced from 3 exons. The record is from RefSeq and is a predicted model, not a curated record. Bases 176 to 607 code for a protein of 143 amino acids. NCBI's taxonomy places the organism in Eukaryota, Viridiplantae, Streptophyta, Magnoliopsida, Poales, Poaceae.
GGCAUCUCAAAGACCUCGGUCGCCGUCCAUAUCAGGCCCCUACCCCUGCCUUGCUUCAUCCUCGUGUUCUCUUCCCGGCGCGCCCUUCCCCCGUCUCCUCUUUGCCGGGGUUAUCAGCGACGGCUUUUAGGGACGCACACGGAAGCCGCGGCGGAUCAAGAAGGAGCUCGCCCCCAUGCGGACGGCAGGGCGCCGACGGCCUGAUGAUGGGCAGGCCGAGUGUGAACGCGUCAGGUGGCCGGCUGUGGGGGUUGUGACUGCACUUGGCCGUAGGAGAUCAGGUGUCCAACCAUUAAUUUUUCAUGAGGAGACGUACCUAAUUUCAGGACUACAUGUCAGUUAUUCAGUUUGUGGCAGGAGCAUAAAAGGGGACAAGAUCACCUCAGAGUGCCCUCUAACACGAAGAUCCCAACGUAUAGGAGGGCCUAUCCAACCAGGAGGAGGUGGCCGCAGAAUCAGCACCGGUGACAAUCAUGGUGAAUGUGAUGUGCUUGGCGUGGUGGCGGUCCCCGGAAAAGUGGAGGGCCGCCGCCGUGGUGCUAGACUUGGAGCAUGCAUGUGUCGGUUAAAAUGUGGCAGCAACCUGGUUAUCUUACACGAUAUUUGAAAGUGUUUUCCAUGACCCAACAUUUUUGGUGAGUUCAGUUUUACUAAUUUAUUCUAUGUAACUUCUCUGUUCUUAUCAAGUUGGAGUUGAGGAAGUAAGCUUCUGGGACAGGGUACCAUGCAUGAAUGCCCAAACUGUCAGUACUUAUCUUGCAUCAUCAUGUUAAUUAAUCUCAUUGAGCUUUAAUAUUCCUUUUAUCAUAUGUAUUAUCUUGGUGCAAGCAGGUGCAAAAUGACUAAUGCAAGGCAACCGUGACAUGAUUUGCGCUGUAAGAUUGUUGGACCAGCUAUUUUGAGCAAACGUCGGAGAAAGGCAUCCAAAUUCAUGGAUACUUAGUCCUUCGACCAAUGUUCCAAAUGAUCAUGUCAGUUUGCGGGUUUCAAAAGAGGAAGAUCAUGAAAAUUGGCAUUAUUUGUGCUGCUUCUUUUUCUGAAUUAUCCGCAUCACAAUCACUUGAGUGUACUGUUUUUGCAGUUUUCAAACCAUCCAUUAUUGACACCUACAGGAAUCAAUAUUAAUGUUUUUUAUUUUAAAAGUGAAUUUUACAAUAAAUGAACAAAGGAGCAAGGGACCAUAGAGCACUGCAUUGUUAUUUCUGGUUAUCUAGACUAAUUGAUGCAAGUUUGUAUCGGCAUGGUAUAUUACCACGGUACCACCCAAGUUUUGGUUGUGUAUUGUAGUUUAUUUGUUGGCACAAGUACACAAGCUGAAUUUCAUGAUGCAUACUUGCAAUCUUGCUCGGUUGUUGCGAGGAACUUUCGUCUAUUUAUGUUUUCACUAUAGAUUUAGAAUUUUCAUCUACAUCCUAUUCUUUCUAAUGGAAGGUGGAUUUUCAUUACAUUUUUACGUUUGUGGUUUAGGUAGGACAGGUGAGCUGAAAAUAGUUUCAUAAGUACACUAUAUGUGCCUUUACAUUUUUUCCAUUCUACUUAAGGUAUGUGGUUUUUUAAGCGUCUCAAAUUUCAGUUUGGUUUGAUUUAAUGAUUUAUCACUGUCUGAAACACUAGAGUUGUACUACUUGCAGGGGAAUUCCAGACAGAGUUCAUCC